GGCUGGAGCCUUCCCCGCCCCUCCGGGGCCGCUCCGGGCCCGUCCCGCCGAUCGCGGAGGAUGCCCGGCCGGGAGCGCGGCGGCAGCGCGGGGCUCCUCCAGCAUGAAGAAACACCAGCAGCACUCGGUGCAGGGCACCUUCAGCCGCCUCUUCGGGAAGCGCCACUCCAGCCCCACCGCCACCUCCCUGUUCGCCACCAACCCGCCCUGGAUCUUCACGCAGGAGGUGACCUCGGACAGCGCGGGUGGCACCGGUGAUGUGAUCGAGGUGUAUUACGGUGACAAUCGCUUUGGGACGGUGACAGAUCCCGGCACAGCAACGCUGAAACCCCGUCCGAGGGUGCGGCCGCUGCUGACCUUCCUGCCCCUGAACGCCCAGGAAUCCCAUGGGGUGGCUGUGCCAACGCCGUCGGUGCCAGAAGGCUUUGAGGAAAAGGCAGCUCUGGGCUCGGGCUCCCAGCUCAAUGGCAAUGUUCGGAUGUACAGCUCGGUGGGUGACCUGCGCCCGCAGGCCCUGGACGGGGACGAACUGGAUGAAGACAUCCCCCCGCCGCCAUCGGUGCCCCCGCCGCCCCCUCCGGCUCCCGUGCCGCCCCCUCCGCCCCCCGAAAUGCUGCCGCCACCUCCGCCACCACCGCCACUCGAGCCGGUGCCACCCCCUCCUGCCACCGCCGCCCCGCCGCCCCCCGCCUCCGCCCUGUCCUCCCCCAGCACCCCGGCUCCUCCAGACUUCAUCCCUCCRGCCCCGCCGGGCGCCCGGGACCCCGCAGCCUUCGCCCCCGGCAUGUCCAAGUGGAAAUCGGAGACGGUGCUGAACACGAGGCAGGCGGAUGGCGAGGGGCCGCUCUGCGCUGCCCAGCCCGGAGUACCCGCGGCUCCCAGCCCCAAGGAGAGCCCGCAGCCCAAGGCCGAGCCCCACCUCACCUUCCCCAGGUCGUUCAAGGUGCCGCCGCCCGCCCCGGCGCGCUCCUCGUCCAUCCCGGUGCAGGAGGGCCAGCCCGGCCGGCAGGAGCCGGUGCCCCGACAGCCSCACACCCGGCCACCGCUGCCGCCCUGCUUCACCAUCCGACCCGCGGCCAAGGCUCGGCCCGSAGAGGCGGAGCAGAGAAAUGCCGGGCUCAGGCAGGGCGUGGGGAAGCCGGCUGCACCCCCUCCACUGAGCCCCAAGCCGGGCCCAGCGCUCAGCCAAGCGGCGAGUCCCGCCGGCCGCCGGUCCCCGCUGCCGGGCUCGGAGCCGGACAAGAUUCCGCAGCUGAAAACAGCCGGGAGAGACUCCCCUGCACAGUUUGAACCUCUCACUGCCAAUGACCUGGACCUCCCUCCUCCGGACUACCCGAGCAGCGAGGAUGACUGGAAGGACGCCAGYAACCUGAACAGGCUGCGGGAUGAGCUCUCGGCCCUGCUGCGCUCCACACGCCGGGAGGAGAGGCCGGGGGAGAAGCCGGGGGAGAAGCCGGGUGUCCCCCAGCCUGUGGACAGCAGCACCGGCCGAGCUGGCAGCCGAGAGCCGGGGCUCAGCCAGCCCCARCCCCCCGGGAAGGACACGGGGCUGUCCAAGGGAGGGGAGAGCGAGAAGAAAGAGGUGCCCAGCAGCACCCCCAGCACCAACGGGGGCUCUCCCAGCACGGCACCCACCGCCCCUGAGAGCAGCGCUGCCACACAGCCCCGCAGCGUGAUGACCAUCAGGAACGAGCUGGAGGCUGUGCUGGCCCUCAAGAAAGAAGGGAAAGCCGCCCCGGGGCUCAGCAGCCAGAAGCAGGGUGUGGAGAAUGGCAGCAGCACCCCGCAGGUGAGGAAGAGCCCCCCUGAGCUGAGGAAGAGCCCCCCUGACACGAGUGACUCGGUGCCAAAGCCACUCCCCAGCCCGCUCCCGGCUCCGGUGGCUGCGGUGGACAAGGAUGAGAGAGAUGACAAGGAUGAGAGAGGUGACAAGGAUGAGAGAGGUGACAAGGACCAUCCUGCUCCUGCUGCUGGCAGGGCCACAGAGGAUGUGACCCCUGCUCCUGGGUCCCUCAGCAGCAGCAUGACACCCCCAAACCCACCUCAGGGAGCGGCAGAGGAGCCCCCUGCUCCCACACUCCCCUCGCCCGCCGUGUCCCCYACACGGAGCCCGGCACCACAGUCCAUCUUCCAGUACAAAGUGCACCAGGCUGGGGCCAGCUCAGCUGAGCCCCGCAGUGCCCUGGGUUCAGCUGAGCCCGGCAGUGCCCCCGGUUCAACUGAGCCCCGCAUUGCCCCGGGUUCAGCUGAGCCCCGCAGUGUCCCCGGUUCCGCUGAGCCCCGCAUUGCCCCCGGCUCAGCAGAGCCCCGCAUUGCCCCGGGUUCAGCUGAGCCCCGCAGUGUCCCCGGUUCAGCUGAGCCCCGCAGUGUCCCCGGCUCAGCUGAGCCCCGCAGUGCCCCCGGCUCAUCUGAGCCCCGCAUUGCCCCCGGUUCAGCUGAGCCCCGCAGUGCCCCGGGUUCAGCCGAGCCCCGCAGUGCCCCCGGUUCGGCUGAGCCCCGCAUUGCCCCCGGUUCAUCUGAACCCCGCAGUGCCCCGGGUUCAGCCGAGCCCCGCAGUGCCCCCGGCUCAGCUGAGCCCCGCAUUGCCCCCGGUUCAGCUGAGCCCCGCAUUGCCCCCGGCUCAGCUGAGCCCCGUAGUAACCCCGGCUUAGCUGAUCCCCGCAUUGCCCCCGGCUCAGCUCAGCCCCGCAUUGCCCCCGGCUCAGCUGAGCCCCGCAUUGCCCCCGGCUCGGCUGAGCCCCGCAUUGCCCCCGGCUCGGCUGAGCCCCGCAUUGCCCCCGGCUCGGCUGAGCCCCGCAGUGUCCCCGGCUCAGCUGAGUCCCCCGGCAGCUCGGCCCGGAGCCCCCCGGCCGUGUCGGGAGCGGGGCAGGAGGAGGUGCUGAUCCACCCGGUGACGGGUGAACGCGUGGAGCGGGGCUCGCCCAUGGCUCUGCUGCUCGCAGCCCGGCAGCGCGCCCAGCGGGGCCGCCAGCCCGGGGACGGGGUGGCCACACCGAGGGUCCGGCCACUCCUGAGGCUCAGCAGUGCCUCAUCGGACACCACCUCCAGCAGCUUUUUCCGCCACGAGUCCAAGCCCGGCUCGUUCACCGUGGUGCCUCGGGCGGCCGGUGCGGCGGGGUCCGGCGGGAGCAAAGCCCCGUCCUUCUCCAGCUCCUCGGAGCAGGGCCGGGCCGUGCCGGGCGAAGCACAGCCCCGAAGAGCCGCGGCCUCCAGCCUGCUGCGGGGGCUACUGGACGCGGGGCAAGCUAGCCAGCCCGGCCCGGCCCGCCUCGGGGGGGACGAAGAGAACGGGGACGCAGCGCUGGAUUUUGGGAUCAUCCCCCCGCCGCCMGAAUUCAGCAACGAGGCGGAUGAAGGUCCUGUCCCGCGUCGGGAGGAGAACCGCAAGUGUCCCAGCGUYCCUGACAGCAGCCGGGGCUCGGGCGAGCCGCGCUAUUACAGGUGGUUUGGCUACAGCCGCAGCUACGGGGGCAACCAGGAGCCAGCAGCUCCGCUGUCCUUGGAGAAGAGCUGGAGGAACGGCGAGCUGACCCCGCAGUACCCCGAUUUCAGCAGCCCCCCGAGUUUCUCCAGCCACGGCCCCAACCCGCGCCCGCUGAUCAAGAAGCGCCUGUACAUGUCGGAACCCGACAGCUCGUACCCCCGGGCAGCCCCCCGCGCCUCGGGCACCCUGUCCUCCACCGUGUCAUCCUACAGCCCCGGGGGGUUCAGCUCCACCGGAGAGGGGUCCCGGCGCCUUGGAUCUGCCCACAGGAGCGGCCCCCCGAGCGCCCAGGCCAGGCGGGCUUCCAUGGAUGCUGCUGGGAAAGCCACAGCCUACAGCGGCAGCGGGGCUGAUGCCAAGUACAAGGGGCAGAACGGAGAUUUCUCUCCUGCCAGCGUGCUGACAGCCAGCAGGUCUGCCCACGCCUCCUCGCCCUACGGGGGACCCUCCAACACCUUCACUGUCCGGCCUGGCRCUCGCCAGCCCAUCUCCUAUGGCUACCAGAGCCACCGGUAGGCUACCAGGGGCUGCCCAGCAAGGGCCAGAAGGUGCCCGGGGUGCUCCUUUCCUUCUCCAAGAGCACCAGGGACCRUCCCAACCCAGCCUGAAACCGCUCUGCUUGAAACUGCUGAUGGAGAAGGUGGGGAAUGAGCCCGAGACGUGGACUUUUCUCAAGAGACUGUCAUGGAGAGUAGUUACUGCGGAGGACAGGCAACUGCCUUGUUACGUGAGCAAAYGUGCUUUCCCUUUUUCCCAUUUCCCACCUGGAUUCCUUUCAGAAUUGCAGUCUGACAGGUCAUCCAGGAAAGCCAAAGAGCAUCCUUAGCUCUCUUUGAAGAGUAUCACCACUGGAAGGAUCAGUUUGUUUUCAGUUUGUUUUUUAAUUGGUUUCACUCCAGCSUGCUUGGGAGCAGGGAGAAACCAAAUGGGAGAUGUGCACAAUGGAGGCAAAGCAGUGCAUAGCUAAAUGUCAGGGAUUGAAAUAGGAAUGUGAGCCCAGUGGGAUGGAAGGAGAGUUUAGGAUAAUUAGAUCCUUUUUGUUUUUYAAGAGUCUGGAGCAAAUGAAUUCUGCCUUAAACCCAGCUCCUGGCAGUGAGUGCCUGUCCUGCCAAGCUGGGUGCGAGCCCCUUCUCCAGGAGCAGCUUUGGGAGCAGGGGCCCUGCUUUGCUGUGCCUUUUGGUCACUGGAAAUGUUUCUGUUGGUGAUCACUCCUCGUGGAAGGAGGCUGUGAGGCUCAGAUGGAUGCCUGUGGAGCCCUUUGGAGAUGCAGGACAYGGAGCAAUCCUUCUUUUCCUUUGGCUGGUGGGUGCCAGGGACUCACCAAGUGCUGGUGCUUCCCCUGCCUUCUCUUGCCACUUCACACCCGUGUGACCCCUCCCAGUGUCCUUAGGAGCUGUUCUGCUGACACUUGGCUUCACUUGGCCUCAUUUGGGGAGCAAGAAGAUAAUUUUUGGUGUAUUGAUCUCAGGGUGUGUGGGGUGUCUGCAGUGCCACCCAAGGGAGCUGGCUCCCAGUGUUCCCCUCAGUGCUUUUCCAGGUGUUGGAUGUGUAAAUCUGUCCCUGCUCUCGCUCUGAGGAGUGCAGAGUGGGAGAAUGAGGAGCUUAGAGAGGGUUUGUAACCUCCAAAGAGCAGCRGGGUCUCACCACAGCUGACCUGAGUUGUGAAUUGCCAACUUGCUGAAACUACAAACAGAGAAUCUUCCUCGUAGGUAAACUCGCUGAAAAUCACUGUAAGAUAACUGUAAAAACUUGUAGAGAAUAUUUUCUAAUCACUGAAACUAAAAGCACUUUGAGACAUUAGUCUAUUUUUAUGGAAAGCACUUUCUGUUUUCAAUGCUAUAAAUGCCAUUGGUUCCACUCCAGCUUACCCUGCCUUGCACACACCUCUGUGUGCCCUGCAAUUCAGCUCAAAAUCAGGGAUAAAUUUUCCUUCACGGUGGAAUUCUCAGAAGUUAUCUUGAUAUUCGUGUCAUGUCACUGACAUUCUGUUUUGUGUUAUUUCCAGCUUUACCUAAUAAUUUAACAGCCYUUUCAGAUAUUGCAGCAGCUUUAAAGUAUUCUGAACUUUACUUUGCUGUGAAUAAAAUGAAAAUGCAAAUACAAUAAUCAGUUUAAUAGCUAAUUCAAAGGGCAUUUUUAUGCCAAUAAGUCGCAGUGACUUGGAAGAUUUCCAGUGCUCACCCCAGCCAAUAUUGAAAUAAUGGGCUUUAAAUAUCUGGGUGUUGGUUUUAMAAAAAUAUUUAUGGACAAGAGUGACUAUGGAGUACCUAUAAGGAUAUUUAAGUGUGCCAAUACUUAAGUGUGGAUACCACUCACCCCAAAACAUGGAAUUUUUCCGUGCAAGGAGCAUUUUGAGGAGUCUUAUCUGUAGAAGUAAAUCUGUGAUCCUCUUUGAGAGRCUUAAGGGUCAUGUUUUAGUAUUGGAUGAAGUUUCACCAGUUUAAAGAAAACUGUCUCUUUGAUAACAUUGCAACCUCAUGGGUUUUUUUUUUUGUUCCUGAUACUUUUUUUUUUUCAAAAUAAUAAGCUAUAAUUGUAAAUGAGCUCUCAAGAACAAUUCUAAUGUAAGGCUGGGUGGGAGAUUGCAGCUUUUGAUCCUGACUUUGCCCAGAAAUGGGGAGGGCARGGUGUGUUUGUGCAAUUUUCCACCUCAAAAAUUCUUCCAAACUGGAAUCUUCCUAACACAAGUUUUUGGUUGUUUUUUUUUCUUUUUAGAGAAAACUGUGACACUCCAAUGGUGGCACUUGCUUUGAGUGUCACAUUUACUAUUUCACCCAGACACACAAUUCACCUGUAGUUGCAAUAUGGUGUUAGACACCAUGGAGUGUCUCAUUCUUAGCARACUUAUUUAAUUUAGAGUUAGAAGCGUGAUAAUAUAAGUCARCUUUAUAAAAUAGCCAUUAUUCAUUCCAGAACACCACUCUGGGAAUGCACAGGGGCCUGAGCUGUCACUGAAUCAGGCUGGACUCUGCUCCCACUUGCAGAACUGGUUAGCAYGCAGGUUUUCAGCAGUGGAACACUUCUAUUCUUUAAACACUUUGGGCUAUCCCUGCUUCUUUUGAAUGCAUUCAGCAGAUUCUGGUAUUUCAGUUUCAGCUCGRCAUUGAUUCUGGGGCUGUUGUGACAAAGGAACCUCUGUCAGAGCUGUUGGCAGCCAAAGCAGUGGGAACAGAGUUCAAUCUGCUCAAGUGAGGGAUGGGGAACAUCCCCUUUUCCUGGGGCAGGUUCCUCUGUCAGGGUGUGGAUAAACUGUCCUUGCACUCCUGUUUCUGCCCCUCACAGCUCCUUCAUUGUGGAAAUUUAGCAACAGGAUAGGAUGAAACAAAACUAAGGGGUAUUAAUGGGGCCCAGAAACCAGUGCUGAGAGCAAUCCUAAAGCUUGGCAGUGGAAUUACUCUCACUUCACCCUCUCUGAUGCAGUGUGGUCAUUCAAGUCAUGGUACAACUUAAAUUAUCCCCUGCAGCUGCCUCUUCCUCAGAAGUUCCUGCUAGGGGAGUGUAACAGAGCAUUAGCUGUAAAGUAUUGAACAAAGUCUCUUAUUUAUGAGUGCCAUUGAACUCCAACCUUCUUGCAUUAAACAUUUCUGGAUGUAUUGUUUUAUUACA
Molecule: messenger RNA, 7090 nt
Organism: Malurus melanocephalus (red-backed fairy wren)
Lineage: Eukaryota; Metazoa; Chordata; Aves; Passeriformes; Maluridae
Exons: 5
Coding region: 104-4000 (1298 amino acids)
Source: RefSeq, a predicted model, not a curated record